Lingula anatina is the source of this 3284-nucleotide messenger RNA. Its product is annotated as carbonic anhydrase-related protein. The record is from RefSeq and is a predicted model, not a curated record. Gene Ontology annotation, molecular function: carbonate dehydratase activity; zinc ion binding. Lineage: Eukaryota; Metazoa; Brachiopoda; Lingulata; Lingulida; Lingulidae.
CAUUUUGUGUCAACAUGCCACAGCCCCACAGUCACACAUCCCGACUUGUUUGUUACAUCUGUUCUUUACGUGCGUUACAGAUAUAAUCAUUCAAUACUAUUAUUGGAACAGGUCAGAAUUAUAAUAUAUGAUGAUGACGACAUUUAUUUCGGCUUACUCAGCGCCGUGAGUAAUUUUGCAUAUAGGCUGUAAUAUUCAUAACACUACGGAGGAGUUCAUGAUGAAACUAUUACAGCAACGGAGACAUAGGCAAUCAAUACCAGGGAGAAGUUCAGCUCUGCAAAGGUGACUGAGGUCAGAGCAUAGUCACGGCGCAAAGCUGUUAUAUACUGGAGUAGAAUUCACCAUACUUAAAAAUUUCAAGAUCGGUGUGCAGCAUAGAUAAAACCACCUGCUCAGGAAUUUGGGCAAAAAUUGAGGUAUUACCACUGGCAAAGCGUGCGGCCUUUGAGCCUUGGCGGAAUGUAUGAACGACAAAAUCACCAAUGCUUGGACAGUCUCGUUUGAUGUUGAAUAAGGCAUGAUAUACACUUGAACCGGUAUAGGCCUACGUGACUCCAUCAGACGAAUCCAUUAAAUCAGCAGUUAUUUAAUUUUCCAUGUCCAGUAGAAGCCCACUCUGCAUGGCGGCACCCAGCUGAAAUAGUCUUUGGCGGCUUAAGUUUAAAGUAGUACAGAUGAGCAGCUGGCUUCUUGCUGAGCUGUUGCUGGGUUUUAAACCCACAAAUAUCACUAGUACAUUAACUUGGUCGUCUGAUGAGGUCAUCUAGACCCAGCGGAUUUGAGAUUCUGCGCAUGUCUGAGCGUUGCUGUUGACUGUUUAUGGUCCCAAGACCAGUUCCUGCUUGGUUGCUUGCUUACCUACCAAGAGCAAUACUGAGAGUAUUGGUGGCAAUGUUCUCACUUCACAUUUGCCUCAUUGUGAGGCCUUACUCUAUUUCAUUCUGCGGUAAGUAUGGAGCAGAGUAAGGCCUGAUACUGAGGCAAAUUUCACAUUUAUUUAACAUUAAACGUGGAGAGUUGCAGCGAGCACAAAUUUGCCUUGUGCUUCAUAGUCAGUGAAGCAAGUGUGAACAGGUUUUCUUUUUUGGAACACGGAUCACAGCGUUAAAGACGGCGCUAUGAGUGAGCGUUCUACCUGGGACGAGGUUGAGGGAACGUGGAGCCAUGCCACAGAGAAGAACAAACGAGAAGACACAUCCGAUUGGGCAAAACGGUUUCCUGCGGCCAAAGGGAUACACCAAUCACCGAUCAACCUGAACUCACGUGACACCACCUUUGAUCCAAAGUUGAAUGAAAAUCCCUUGGUUGCGAAUUAUGUGUUGUGCCGAGAGACCGAUAUCUACAACAAUGGCCAUACGGUGGUUAUCUACCCAAGAUACAAGCCAGGCGACUCUGGCUUUCGACCGGACUCUACGCCCCGAUCCACUAUGGAAGGAGGUCCACUGCCGUCCAACGACGUCUACGAGCUGGCAGAGUGCCGCUUUCAUUGGGGGAGAGAGGAAGCCCGGGGAUCAGAACAUACUGUCAACUAUAAGGCCUUUCCUAUGGAGGUUCAGCUUAUUCACUGGAAUAGCAGCCAAUACGACAGCGUGGAUGAGGCCCUAGGACAACCUAACGGGAUCAUGAUUGCAGCCCUUUUUGUACAGGUUGGGCGAGAAAAUAGCGGACUGAAGAUACUUACCGAUCAUUUAGAAGAAAUCCAGUAUAAGGGACGGAUGAAGACGGUUGCCACGGCCUUUAACCCCAACAGCCUGUUACCCGAUCCCAUGCUACGUGACUUUUGGACCUACAACGGGUCGCUGACAGUUCCCCCCUGCUCUGAGAACGUCACUUGGAUACUGUUCCGCUACCCUUUAACCAUCUCGCACGCUCAGAUCGAGGAAUUCCGCCGCCUCCGCACCCACGCCAAGAACGAGAUGCCGCACAACAGCGAGGACGGUAUCAUGGCGGACAACUACCGGCCAACACAGUCGUUAAACAAGAGGGUGAUCCGAGCCUCCUUCCAGUAGCCUUAGUCUUAAUAAAUGUCAAAAAUAACAAACAACACACACUUACCUAUUCAUUUGUUGUCACCAUUAUUCGAGCCGCACAUACUCCGUGCGAAUCAGUUUUUUUUUCUGAAGACGCCAAGGUGACAGUAUGAUUGCAUUACCCCAUGCAUACUCUCUGACCACAGGGUCCGCUAGUGGUCUGUUACAAAAUUAUUGUACCUAUACUAAUUUAGAAGCCCCUGAUGUGAGAGGGUACCCCAUGCAAGUUACUCUGUGUAUUUCAACCGGAUAACUACUUCUGUUUAGCACAAAUUAAUUAUUUUGAUGGUGCACAAACAUACCAGGUACAGACUUUGCCUAUAUUGUACGUGACGAUAACUAGGUAUUGUAAAAUUUAUUAUUUUUUUCCCUUCAUUCUUUUUGAAUUUUUUCACUUUUUUCUAACCUGUAUCAAUUUCUCUGAACGAAGAUAGGCACCAUUGUGUUUAAGCUCAUGAAUAAGUCAUAUAAUAUCAGGCUAUAUAUAUGAAUUGCAUGACUGUAGCAUUGUGUUAAUGUAACACCAAAGCUUUCAGUAUUCAGUGAGUAUAUGGAAUAAGAGAAGGUUACAGACCCAACAGCAAGCCGAGUGGAUCCGGAAAAACGAUGAAGAAUAUACUUUUGUAAGUCACGCAGCGUUGAUGAAUCGAUGACUAUUUGUGCCAUUUAAUAGGAACUCCAAGCUUUCGCUUUUCCUUCAGAUCUAGACAUAUUGAUAAAGUAACAGUCGGGUCUUGGGAGAGAAUGGUUUCACAUAAUUAAUCAAGGUUCAUCAGGUGUGAGGCCACCAGCAAUAGAGAUUAAUGCUGUCUAGUACUGGUGAUAUGUGUAAAUUAAAACGAUUGCUCAAUGCUUAUCUCGUAGUAUACAUCUAUGUGCUGUAGUGGAAGCUAUAUUAAUAUUCAAUGUCAAAUUGUCUGUGAUAUAUAAUAUGAUACGUAUGCCAUACUGGAGAAGAAUCAAUAUCCUGACCACUGUCCCCCUAAGAAAGUGCACUUAAAGAAGGGGCCGAUAGAAUUUCGUUAAUUUGGUCAGUCGCGGGUGACUAUUUAUUCUCUGGGCCGGUAGAGUCCAUGGUGGCCUGAAGAGUCAUUAAUGCAGGACGUUUUUGGUGCAGACUGAAUUAUUAUACAUGUUAAUAUUUACAAAUAACGUGGGUUAACAGCACCGCAUCAGAGUGCUUGAUACAAAAGCACAAUGUAUAGUUUGUAAUUGCAUUUAGUUAAUAAACAUAUACUUUCAUGUUGUCAA